Penaeus vannamei (Pacific white shrimp) is the source of this 2953-nucleotide messenger RNA. The record is from RefSeq and is a predicted model, not a curated record. Lineage: Eukaryota; Metazoa; Arthropoda; Malacostraca; Decapoda; Penaeidae.
GUGACACAGCAAGGGAAGCGAGUGGUAGUGUCGAGCGCGGGCCCGUCCCUUCUUUGUGCUGUGUUCAUUUCAGUGACCCGAGUAGUGUACAGUUUUCGUUACAGUUGAUCGGCCUGAGAAAAGUGCCUGUCUUUAAGAAGAAUAGUGAAGGAGAACGUAGCAACCGGACCCCCGCGUAUGCCUGUUAUGCUCGUGAAUGAGAGUGUGGGAAUCACGCCAGAAAGCUUAUUGUGGGUGUAACUAAGGGAGGGGGAGAUGCGUUAGUUCAGAGGGGGUGAGAGUGAGAGGGCAGCGUGGUAAGCAGAGAGAUUGGAAGAGAGGAGGGUGAUAAAAGAGAGGGAGAGAGAACGUGCGUAGAUGGUCUGUUGUCGGGAGAGCAGUUGCCAUUUGUUACUUUAUGAGUAAAUAUGCUUGUGUUUGGAUCUAACGAGACGUGCGUGUUAUUUUCACGGUCACCUGCUGUCAGUUUCUUGAGCGUCUAGCGUGUAAGGAAGUGAAUGGCUGAGGAAUAUCUGUCAUGGCUUUCAUUAAAUAAUUGCAGAAAGAUAGUGAAGGGGUUGUAAAUGAAUAUUUUUGGUUAAAUUUAACUGAUAGUGCAUUGCACAAUAGGAUUCAAUUAACUUUCAUCACAACAGGGGUAACUUAUAACGAACGUCACUCAGCGAAUUUUAUAGUUUGUCCGGGUUCAUGAGAUUUAUAAAUUUUGUCGUGUUUAGAUGCAAGAGCAGUGUGAAGAGGACAAGACCGCUAGCUAGUGGGUGUGCGGGCGCGUAGGUCUAGGUAGGUGGGUACGUGGCGGGCGUGCAAGAUGACUGAGCGAAGAGUGUUCGAGUGCCUGUGCUUGGAGCCCAGCAAGGGGGGCUACAGCUACGACUCCGCACUGUUAGUCGAUGUUGACCGCGCUUUCGACUUUGACGAAGCUGUAAUCCGGUUAACAACCAAAUGCAACUCCAUCGUGACUCAGUUUCGCACCUUGGGUCACCAUUUCUCUGAGUUCUCCGUCGCCGCCUCCAAGGUAGACGGAAGCAAGGCAGACUCACCCAACACGGGAAACAGACGGGGCAAGAAUGACAUAGACAGAAUGCAGAGUCCCUCCGGAAACCCCGAGACUCGAAAUCUGCGGCUCAUGGACUUCGAGUGGCGACGCCUCAAGAAGAAGCACUACUCGGGAAUGGUAGCUCUGGCUCGCGUCACCAGGUCCUCGAUACCCAGAAACGGCUCGGGGGGAAGGUACUCCGUCAAAGCCUUCACGGAGGUGGUCCUGAGCCACAUCCAGGCCUACUUCAUGUUCCAGUCCUUCUGCCCGGAGUUUGAACGCUGGAUGGUCGGGGAGGAAGGGACUCCGAGCUACGGGCCUGAGAGUGCCGAUGACGAGUAUCUGCUGUAUCUCGUGUACCGUCUUCGGGAUAAGAGUAUCCCUGCUAAGCCCACUACACCCACAUCGAGGAGGAAGUGGACGGAAGUGGACAGACUAGAAUUUGGCUGUUCGCUGGUUCCCCCCGACAGGCCGUUCGUGCCCAACGCGCCAAAGAGGAGGCGGCGACACACGUCCGGAGAGAGCAACACGAGCACCUGCAGCAGUACGAGCACGAGCAGCACGCCCAGCGGAGGCCCCUCGUACCUGACGCCGCCCACGAUGCGCCCAGCCCCGCACACCCCGGAAGGCACGUGGAGAGCUCGUACGAGGAGCAGCACGGGUAAGGCGCCAGAAGAUAACAAUGCUGAAUGGGAAACUGCAUCAGCUCCCCCGUCAUUAUCAUCUCCUGUAAGUGCAGAUGAUGAUAAUAAUCCAUUCCAAACUCCCUUCAGUCUGAGAAGGAGGAGAGCUUCUGGUUCCAGUCAAAGAAGCAGAAGGAGGACCUCGUCAGGUUCCUCAAGGGAAAAUGAGCCUACUCGCUCUUCGCCACGAUUGCGUAACAGGGGACAAGAGUCAUUACCAGCAAAAGAGUGAGAAAAUUUUUGUACAAUUUUUUUUAUAUUAAAAAGACAAUAAAGUUUGAGGCUGAGGACAAAAGCAAUAGCAUAGCAAUGGAUUAUUGAGUAUCUUAGUGUACUGUAGAGUACAUUUUUGGUGGAUGUUCAAAAGCAGACAUAGUGUCCCCAAAGUGAAGUGCCUCAAGAAAAACUAUAUGUGCAAUUUGUACUAAUAUUUUGAAAUAAGGAAGUACUUUUGACAGAUAUCGUGUAGCCAGUCACACACUCUAUUUUUAACAAGAAUAUAGGCAUUUCGUUUGGCAGCAUAAUGUCUUCAGUGUGAAAUAUAGUGAUGAUUCAAAACACAGAUGUACUUUUAUAUAGCCUUCAUGGAGAAUUUAUAUUUUUUUCAAAAUAUUUGUCUUGUUUGCAAUCCAAAAUCUGUGUAGCUGUUACUCUUUAUCAUAAAUCAGAUAGUAAUUAUGAUUAUAAGAGCUUUAAUUUCAGGAUGAACCUAGUUUUUCUACCAGGUCUUUGAAAUUUGCCUAGUCCAAUGUAUAUCUUAUUUAAAAAAUAAUUUUGUGUACUGAUAUAAUAAGCAAAGUUAAGAAACAAUAACUUGUAGAGAAUAUCUUCAUCUCUAAGCUUUCAGUACAAGUUAUAAAAAAAAACUAAAUCCUAUUUUGUCUGAAGAUAUAGCUUGGUUUAUGGGAUUUAUAGUACAUAAAAUUAAACAUUACCAUUAUUUGAAUUUUGUACACUGAGUUUGUAACUGCCAUUUUGGGAUACAAGUCUCACAGAAUGAGGAAGAAGACUGACUAGAAGUAAACUAUUUUGUUCUAUCCUUUGGUUGUUUCCAUGAAGAUGAGGUUUUGUACCCGUAUGUAUAUAAGAACAGCUCAUUAAUCUGUUAUGCAGAACUGUACAAUUUAACCUGAGGCCUUUUCUAGCUGGCGUUAGUUUCUGUGGUUGCUAGAUAUAAGUUAUGUCCAUCUCUGGAAAGUAAAGGUUCCUUUUUCACUAUUAGUUUAAAAUCUUA